Molecule: messenger RNA, 9982 nt
Organism: Schistosoma haematobium
Lineage: Eukaryota; Metazoa; Platyhelminthes; Trematoda; Strigeidida; Schistosomatidae
Gene: KHDRBS1
Product: KH domain containing, RNA binding, signal transduction associated, variant 2
Exons: 3
Coding region: 24-518 (164 amino acids)
Biological process (GO): regulation of alternative mRNA splicing, via spliceosome
Cellular component (GO): nucleus
Molecular function (GO): mRNA binding
Source: RefSeq, a predicted model, not a curated record
AUAGUAAAGUAUUUUCAUCAGAAAUGAAGAUUGGCGAACUGCGACCAGAACAGUCGGCGACGGUUGAAGCUUUAGUGCGUGAACUACAAAACUUGGAUAGCAGUGCAUUUCCUGCUUUGUACUCUUUGGCAGAAAAUGAACUCUUCCGUCUGCGUGGCGGCAUUGCGGACUCAUUUGACUUGGUCAGCAACAAACCUGUAAAAGUGAGGGCAAAAAUAGAAAUUCCUCAGGCACAAUAUCCUGCUAUUAAUUUCGUUGGGAAACUUCUUGGUCCGGGAGGUCAGACACUGAGAGCAGUGCAAGAAACCACCAAAACAAAAAUGGCGAUCUUAGGUGCUGGCAGUCUAAGAGAUGACGCUAAGGAAAAGCAGCUCCUUUCCAAUGGUGAUCCGAAAUAUCAGCACCUCAAGCAAAAGCUGCACCUUCAAGUUGAUAGUUUAGGUCCACCCUCGGAAUCAUGUUAUCGGUUAGCCCAUGCAUUAGCGGAAGUAAGGAAAAUCAUGCUACCAGUGAGUUGAUGUUUUCAAAGUUAUGUACGGUUAUAGGAGCAAACAGAACCCACAGCUCAACAGUGGGUCCAGCAAAAUCAGCCUUUGCCCGUGGCCGGAAGGAAUGUUUCCGUCAGAAAUAUCCGUCCCCCUUGCGCGGUCCGCCACCACCACCACUUCAAGCUCCCUUCGCUGCACCUCCAGUGCAGCUUCCUUUCCGUGGUCGAGGUAAGCCUUGGAUAGGCAGAGGUGUUGCCAAGAACGGUGUUGCUAUCCAACCACCAGUUCCUGUUGCUUCCGAGGUGUUUGCUAAUGAUGUGAAUACCGUUGCCUACCCUCCAAUAACUCUGUAUGAGCAGAAUGAGUUCAAUUCCCAUGUUUUUGAAGAUUUCGGAACGAACUAUGGACAAGACGACACUUGGGGAAAAGUCAGCAUCCCAGAACCUCGCGGACGAGGCCGAGGCCAUCCCUACGCGCGUCCAGGAAUCAAUAAUGAUCACAAUAAUUUCGGGUAAAUAACUAAUUUGACCAUGAGGCUCCGUCAUCAAAAAUAAUCAAUAAUGACAAUGAAGCCAGAGGUGCAUUUCAUGUUUGUCUUCGCCAAUCAAAUACCACUAAACUCGGUAAAAAAAAUUUGCUUAAAUUAUCUAACUGCUUGUCUGUAGUACUGUCUAAAUAUGUAAUGAUAAAAUUAAACUUGUUAAAUUCACUAAAUAAAUACCAUAAUACCUCUGUCAAUAUCCUAAUUAUGGAUACUUCGCCUUUUUACUUGAAAUAGGUUUGUUAGCUAACUUUAAUACUGUCAUGCGUGUGAUUAUAUCUUGCCUCAAUGAGUAGUAAAGUUAAUUGGAAUAAUACCCGUGGAAUUACAUGUUUUUAACUCAACUAAAUUUUGAGAUCGUCGUUUCCUUAUUUUAACAGGACCGGUAAAGUGCAGACUGUCAGUAUCUGGAAAUAUCCAUACAAUGCCAAUUUUAAUACAUAAAACUAAUUUCCCAUCCAUCUCCAACUUGUAAGGUUAAGUCGUAAUAUCUACUCUGCUGUAAAUAAGUAAAUUUUAUGUUUCACUGACUUUCAUAAAGUCUUGUUGCAUUUAUGCGUUUCUCGAUAGUUCAUGCGUCAGAGAUCCUCCGUAGAUUUUCUUGCUUGGGUCUCGGUAAUCUGGUUUAAUGUUGAUUAACAUGAAAGGCUUUGUAUACGCUGCUGAUUCAAACCCAAUUUCCUUCGCUUAAUCACAUCGCCAUGUAAAUGCAGUGCGGACAGUGGUUGCUGGAUUAUCAACCACUAUUCCGUUAGUUGUAUCACACUUCAAAGUACACAAAGUCCCCACUGGUACUACUGUGACUUGCGCAGUCAGUUAAUUAGUUUCAAAAGUUAGUUUUGUAAUGUACUAGCUGUUUCGUUAUAGUGCUAGCUAGUAUACAAAUGUUCCUAAACUACUUACAAGUAGUACUGAAUCGUCUAGUUUGUUUCAUAGUAUUUUUUAUUACAAACUCGGUUAAUGAUCAGAUUUUAGCACUCAUAUCAAGAAUAACUAACUCGUAAAAUGAACCCUCAAAUUCCAUUCUGGGUGGUUUUAUCAGGUCUUAUUGGUAGCUCAGUAUUAAAGAAUGUCAAGUGACGUUUGUUCAUGUUUGCAUAAUUAUUCCUACGGAGGUCCAGUUUCUUCACCGAUUGACCUAAUUUCAGUUCAGGUAGGGCAUUCCAAUUAUUUACCACUCGGUGGAAAAUACAGGUUCCCACUCUGCGUUCGGUCGCGGUUGUUACACAUUUUGACCUCGAUGAUUCGUCCUAGAAAGAAUAAAAGAUGUUAACCUUCAGAUCAUUAUUAAAGAUACAUAUUGUCUAAACCUUACGUUUUGCGAUUAAAAAAUAAGGUAGUUUUAGUCGCUCGUUAUGGUAGUUUGAAAAAUCAGUUACCACAUUCAUGCCCACCUAUUGAAUACACUUAAAUGUCAGCAUCCGUAAUAGGAUAUGGGCUAGCUGCUUCAGUGCAGUAGUCUAAGUGUUCUCACAUAAAUGGAACGAAAUAUUUGGAAGUACUGGACUAAUCGUAGCACGCAAAAACUACUAGCUACUUCAUCGUAGUGUGCAACUGUUUCGUAAUCAUGAUAUACAAUUGCUCGUAGGCUUUUUGCUGUUGCGAUUGUAAGUUAUAUCAAAUCUUUGGGCCCCGAGUUUAUAAUAAACUCAUAAUCUAUCUAAAUCUGAUAGACGAUCAGGGUAAUUAUCAUCAUUGUUCAUUAGUCUGUAAAUCUUUAUAUAUUCAACAAAGGCGCGAUGGCUUAAUCAGUUUUCGUAGUUCAUUGACAGUGGAAAUAAUUGGGUACCUUAAGUAUUACCUUGAAGCACGUUUUUCCAUUCAGAUACUGUUCCAUUUACUCUCAAUCUUUUAUGAAAAGGAAGUUUCUUAUCCCAUCUUUUGCUGUACAUGUUAUUCUGAAGUUGGUAAGCUUCUGUACACGUCGGAUGGUUUGGCAAGAUCUAGGAAUAUUGGGUCCACAGGCACAGUGAGCUGUUCAGUCCUCUCAGUGAUCAGGUUAGUCAAGUGGGUCUAAAUUACGAAUUCCUUGUUAAUCUGGUGUUAAAACUUAAUGAUUCUACGUAUAUGAGCAAAUUAUUCCUGAGUAUUUUUUUGUAGUACCAACCACUGCCAGUUAGACUGGCAAUUUUGUAGUUAGUCGUUAGUUCCAUGCUUAUUAGUCCAUCUAGCUUCAACACUCACAAUCACUCGGAAAUUGAGUUCAGAAGAGCAACGUAUUGGUUAGUUCUGCCAGUGGUCGAGAGGAAUAUGGCAAUGUGGGUGUAUUCAACCACGACCCGGCGAUUUACUAGAUUUUAGACCAUUGAAUCGAUCUUGGGUAACCAAAAUAUUUGGAUGGAAAGAAAUGGGUUCGUUGAACAUCAUAUAUAUUAAGUCUAAAGUACAAUAUAGUACGAAUAAUGACCCUACCAGUACAGAAAUAUAUACCGUGAUUCUAAAUGUAGAGUCCACAGACGUCGUGACCCGUGGAAUCGCUCGCGUUAGGUCUCAUACCUAUCAUUGAAAAAUAACUUGGAAGUAUAGGCUUCCAGGGCAUAACUACUUGAAAACCUUGGUUUUUCAAGAUUUUUCCCCACCAAACUGAAGUCUAACUGAAUGAAGGCCCCUUUUUUGUACAUACAUCAAGCAGCAGGUUUAGGUGGAUAUACGAGUUCUAGUCAUGAACAUUGUGUACACUAUUUAGUAGUAUACCUGUUCUUCGUGCUACUCAACAGUUCCUGAAAUCUCGAUGGAGUUUUACCAACUGGCUUGCCAAACUUGAUUCAUUUAACACUGCUUCCAGUACAUACUGGAUAGCAGAUUCACGAGCAUGAUGUUUUGUCGACUAUAAAUGCUGCUACUUUUUGAGUCCCAUAUAAUCAGACUAGUAGAAGACUAAACAUCCAUGUAGUUAGUAUUUACGUUCUUCUGAUUUGACUUUAUUGGACUAUUGCUCUCAGUUACUGGGGCAUGCUAUAUCGCUUUCUUAAGAUCACCCAUUCCAAUAGUGAAUGUUCUGUGUCUUAUUUAAGACAUCUGGUUUCUAGACAAUCAACUUUUUCCUACAGUAAUAUUUCAAGAUGUGCUUUUGGGAGUGUUUAUAUCUCAACGACUGUCAUCGACUUUCUACUUUUACGUUUAAUUUUUGUCUAAACAGCUGAUUUUCUUCCUGGUACUCUGAUGACAUACUUGGUUACUGUGGACGUAAUUGAGAUUAGUUCAGUGAUGUAAACAUCAAUUUGUGUGUCAACAAGACUUGUCAUCACAUUUUUCCUGUUAUCAUUCGCAAUAUGCUUCCGAGCGACAGUUACUGAAUACUAAAACAAAGAACUUGCCAAAUCUUCGUACACAGAAGGUGUACAUACGAAGACCUCUUGCCCCUUUUAGUGCUAAAUACGACUCAGUUGAAACAAAAACGAUUGACACUGAUUUGUUAGAACAUCCAAAACUAAGAGAUUUACUCAACGAUUAAAAUACCAUUGUUUUUGAAUGCCAUACGCUUAAGUCCUGUUCAUCAAUUCAAUCCACUUGCAGUGUUCAUUAGCGUAGUUAAUGCAGUUUUUCUACUGCUAGUAAUUACCUCUUACUCAAGCGCCAUAUAUAAAAAUCUAGAAAGCAAACCAAGAGUUCAAGAAAACUAGGAUUUCCACUCUGACUCUCACGUUUUUUGUUAGUCUGACAUUGAGAAAUUAUUUGGAAGUCUACCGGCAUUUUACGUUUGUCCACCAUAAUUUCACUAUCUGAUGUAUUAAUAUUUACUUAGUGAUAAAUAUUCAAAAUGCUGCUCCUUUGCCCUGCUUGUUAAUCUCCCAUCUAUUUUGGUUUGCUCAAGCAGGUUGUAUCACUAGUGUCUCGAAGACAGGUACACAAAUAUGUAACUGUGAGUGUACUCUUAAAGUAAGGUAGCAAUUAGUUUGAUGACCAACAUUUACUUACGGACUUCAGAUCUGUCAAGUCUGUCUUGUUUAUACUUUUCACCUUCACAAAUGGCCUUGGUUGUCAACCAGCGCAUAAGCACAGCUUGUAAAUUCCAAUAAGAUUUUACCUCUAACCCAGAUAUUUACAUAAACAAACCCUCGUCAAAGCUUUUUGUAGGUGGUUAAGUUCUUUUUCGUGAUUGAUACAAAAUUCAUUUGGAAGGAAGUAUUUUAAGAUUUAAGCUCAGUUUCAAACUAAACAUAUACUUCCUAUCUGCUGGACAAAAAGGUCCAAAAUAAAGUUUCUUAAUGGUUUUUUUCCUAGUCUUUGUCUGUACACCUGCAAAAUCAUUCUUUAAGUCUUCUACGAUUUUGUCGCACUAGUUUACUAAAUUCGCCAUAAUCUGUCCGUAGCGUAAGCUGACACAAAAGGCCAGAUAAUUACUGUCGAAAUGUUGCUAAUUGAAAUGUACAGAGCAAUAUGAUGAAAUUUGAUUUUUCAUUCAUUUGGCUACCCAGAAGUCCAUACUACCCAACUUAACAUCCAGUCUCAAAUCAAUUAUAUUAGCAUUUUCUUGCACUUCAUUUCUCGUUCAAGGCUCGUAACAGUAACAAUUUAAAAUAAGUGGUAGUCAGUAUCAUAAUAUACGUUAAGCUUUAGCUGGAUGUCACGUGCUUGAAUAUUCAUCUAUUUAGAUUCAUAACUGCGACUAAGAUAGCUUAGUAUCUAUGUUUUAGAAGCGAUCUCAUCUUUUCUUUACAAUGGUUGGAGUGCAUUCAUGGUAUUGCAUCUCUAAUUUCGUGAAAUCCACAAUUUGUAGAGUGAGACGGACAAAUUCUUAGACUUACACGAUAAAUUUUAUUCCCGUAUUUAAUUAACGUACGGUUUGUGUCCUAAUAAAAUUAUCACAAUUUCCAGGGAAAAAACGACGAUAGAGUUGUUAGUUUAAGCAUUCUUGAUACAUAUCACUCCAUUUUAAAGAACACUUUCUAAUUAACAUUAGUAGAUUAUUAUUAGUAAUUUUACAAAACCGUUCUCGAUUGAUAAUGCAAAAUAACCUCAUGAAAAAGUGACUCUACUUGUGCUUCUGUUAAGUUUAGGUGAGUGCACACAAAACUGAACGUAGCUAAAAUUUCCUUGUAAACACUACUAGUUAAGAAAUUAUGACAAACAACUCAGUUCCCUGUUCUAGUUGAUAACUUCGUACCAACCCAUUACUUUUACCCAAUGACUAAAAAAUUACUUUCUAUAAGGGAUUGCUAUAGGUUUUCUUCUCCAUAACUGCGUAGCGUAAUUUCUUUAACUAUAUAUGCCACCAUUUCAGCUGCGUUCUGCAACGUGUUCGUGGGUCUGCAUAUAUAAGUUAGCUCAGAGAAGACUGUCAUAUUCAUAAUUAUUCGAUAUCAGUCUUAUGUUUCUUUCGUUAUUGUUUUAGUUUAAUAACAUCAUCAAUGGUCUGAUAUAGUAAAAUCCGAUUUUUCUCAGUAAAAACCUUCAUGGACGCGAUAAUUAUGCAUAGUUCUUCGAGAUCUACAGUGAUAUCACAGAAAUCCCACACUUAUAUUUUACACAUACCCCAAGUUUGUGUUUAGAUAUAUUACUAUGGGGAUCUGUUCAGUGAGUGUUUGUAGCGAUUAGUUUUUUCAUGAUGAGAUGACCUGUGGUUGCAAUCAAAGCAAAUGUUCUUUGUAGAAAAAGUAUUUUAGCUAUGUAUCAUGUAAGACUUCAUACUGGAUUUGAUUCCAAAUAUCAUCAAACUACGCUUGACGUGGUCUCAGUCAUUCAUUUGAACAAACUUGGGUUUACUUUCGUUUGGAAGUUUAAUUUCUGAAGAUCGAAGGUGCUGCUUUGUCUGUACCACCUGAAAAUACUAUCAAUUCAUUAGAUGAAGAAAAACUUAACUUUAGCAAAGGUAACUCGGGCUUUACUGAAUGUGCACAUACCAUUCACAUUUAUUGACAACUUAAUCUAAAGUGUUCUUGAAUUGUCAACGUUUAACUGGAUUAGUUUUGGCGUGACCGAGUCCAAUACCUAGCUAUAUAGCACAAAAAUGUAUCAAUCAGUCAAAAUGUAAGAACUGACACUAAUACCCAACAGCUUCAGUUGUUAAUUCAUGUAAACACAACAAGAAAAAGAAACUGAGAGUUAAAAUACUAUGCAAAAAUUUAACUUAAGAAUGCUGAAAAUAAAUUAUUUGACAGAUCUGAAGUGUUAUUUAUUUACAGAAAGAUCUGGAGUGAAUACGUUCGCUCCGGUUUUCAAUCAUAUAAUUUAAUAUUUCAAACCAUGUGAAUUGUUUAACUUUCCUUUAGUUAGCUAUUGUAAAUUAUUAUUAUCCAAGAGUAGGAGGACUCGAGAAGUACUAUGCUUCUUACUAUUUCGUAUCCUGCUAAGCAAUCGGCCUUAUGUCCAACGUCAGUGCACUUCGGUGCUGUCGGGGAAGUUGUUCAAACUUGCGUAUUUGUCAGAAAGUACUUUUGCAAAACGAUGAGAUCGAGUUUUUAAAGUAGCAGGUAAUCACACCGUAACAAUCUUAGUGAAUCAGAUGUUGGUCUGAGUUUAAAUGAAUAAAUAAUAAAAUAAUUUCAUUAAAUUAGCUUGUAUUUUCAUCUGGUGAGAUUGCAGUAAUCAGUUACACACUUGAGUUUGCCGAAUCUGAAUAUACGAGAAAAUAACCAGAAUAAUGCUUACAAAUUUGUUUGAUCCUUGUCGCCGUUGGGAAUGCUGAAUGUCUUCAAAUGUCCAAGCACCCAGUAAGAAACAAUUCGUUGCAUUUUUAUAUUUGUUACCAUAUGACCAAAAUAUUUUCCAAGAAAAUGUCUCCUAUCAUCCGCAUUUACAAACAAUUGAUUUACACAACUCUUCUUUAGUUUAUAUGUCGGUAUUUUUCCAACCCCUUUGUUCAUUUAAAUUGUAAAUCCGAAAACUGAAUAUGUUUUUCUCAUUCCAGCAUUGUUUGGGAGUUACUGCCUAUAUUGAGUCUGAAUCAGUAAAUGCUCAAUUUCUUUUUUGACUAGCAUCGAUUGUCCAAGAGUUAAAUGUUACCUUGUUCUCACCAACACAUUUUAUUAUUUCAAAUUACCUUUUAACUUUCUCCACUCAAUGUGUUUUGUUUUUCCUCUUUGUAUAGAUUUAUUAUAGUCUAUCUGUAUCAAUUACAACUGAUUUAUUUGCUUCAUAAGAUAAAAUACAAUAAAAUAAUGUGGUUUCUAACCAAAAAUUGUUCAUUUAUCAAUAGAGUCAACCCGUUUAUUUUCAGAAUUUCACCUUUUUUAUUUUGAGUUCUUUUAUCGUCAUGUAGAGUAUGUGGUCUGCUGUUUGCCAUGAACUACUGUUCUAGUCACAUGUAGUUGAUAUAAGUCAUAUUACAAAUAAUUGUAUAUUUUUGUAGUAUCGCGUUACGUAACAGGGCUUUUUAUUAAAGUUUUAAAUAUCUGUUUGGACAACCUUUUCAUUUCUGACUCCGUUUGCUUUAACCUGAUAGUAUUAUUUUAAUGCAGUAAUCUAAAGUAACUUUUGUGGUCAACGUCAAGUCACAUCUGUUGUGCGAGAGCUAGAAGUACUGACUGUCUCUCUGAAAAAACAAAUUAGAAUUUGAGUAUGGUCCCAUAAUUUGGUGACUAGAUAUGUAAAGACAGUCCUACUGUUUACCAGUCAGGAGUUUGUCUCCGUCGUUUGAAGAGAAAAAUAACCAGCAUUCUCAAACAUGUAAAUUUGCAACCUGUUUUCAGCGAUAUUAGAUUAUUUGGUAGAUGAUUACUUAUUCCAACGAACCAUCUUAAUUUUUCUAAAUAUUCAUAACACUUUUGACUUUGUUCCAUAAGGUGCCUUUCUAUAGUUCGACUACUCUAAAUUUGUGGUAAUGUCAAUGGCAUGGAAUUCAUUAGUUCAAUCAUCAGGAUUUUUGUCUAAAUACCAUCCUGUGAGUACCAUUCCGGGAUCGCAGAUUAAUAUCACUCUCAGUUUACAAGUCAGGCAUCAAUGUUAAUAUACUAACAUUGUUGGAUGUUUAGAAAAUGUAAGGACUCAGGAAAUUAACAAUUGCUAAUCGUUUAAUCUUUUUUCUUCACUAUCGCACACUAUAAUUCAUAUAUUACCGGGAACAGCAUCGAAAUGCAGUACUCUGCAAUAGAUUUCUCACAUACAGGCCGUCGUGAGUUUUCAUGGUAAAACGGACUUCGGAGUUGACUUGGUAUGCAAAUAACUUAAGUCACUUCCUGACCUAAAAAUUUGUGUACUAAUAAAUUAAAAAGAAUGUCUUAUGACAUCAUUUCUUAAAAGACGGUCGACAUUCUCGUAAUUUCCCUGGGAAACAAUAAAGGUAGUUAAACAACGACGGUAAAAUUUGAUUAUUACUUUUCCCUUAUAUGAUGGAUAUACUUCUGAAAUAACUACCGAAUAACCAUUUUUACCUCUUAGGUACACACCAGAUCUGCACUUCAAAUGUGCAUGUUAAAUAGAAUCAUUUUAUUCUUGUUUACACCCAGCGGGCUAAUUUUAAUUUCUGGUAAAAUAACCUCUAAUUCUUGUCGUCUGCAUUAAAGACGACAUAAGGGUUGUCACUAAGCCCUACUACAUUACUACUCAGGCAGUUUACAACUGUUGCCUACCAUCAGAAGAGUCUUACCUUUGAUUAUCUGGCCACUAAAAAUACUGUAGAUAGACGUAAAUUGAACUAUAAUUCUCCUUUGUUUGAUUUAAAAAUAGUCCUAAAAUAGAACUACAGAUCUUGAUAAAGGAUUCACCUCUCUAUUCUUAUUAGAUGAUUAAGGUAGAGAAAUAUUUUUACUUUUCAGUUAAAUUGAUCAUCCGUAUUUGGUACCCCUUUGUACCAAUCUUUAUGUGUGAAAAUAAAUUGAGCUGCUGUUUCAACGACGCAGUGAUACUGUUACUAUCUAAAUAGUGAUGUGCUCGUUGAGGAACUAGACUGUCGUCUAUACCUAACGUGUUGCAGCUGAUAUAUACCACGUAAAAAUACGAGACUUUUGUCGGUCCGGGCUUAAACUAAUUAAGUAAUGGCUAUAUGAUGAUUUUGACAUCAGUUCUCCACGAA